Mycosarcoma maydis (corn smut) is the source of this 1905-nucleotide messenger RNA. RefSeq lists its product as uncharacterized. Bases 1 to 1905 code for a protein of 634 amino acids. Gene Ontology annotation, molecular function: oxidoreductase activity, acting on CH-OH group of donors; flavin adenine dinucleotide binding. NCBI's taxonomy places the organism in Eukaryota, Fungi, Basidiomycota, Ustilaginomycetes, Ustilaginales. The transcript has a single exon. The record is from RefSeq and is a predicted model, not a curated record.
AUGCAUCUCACAAAGCCAUUCGCCGCUCUCGCAGGCAUUGUGCUACUAUCCCUCUCUUCCGUGUCGGCUGCCAUCGUCACAGAUGCAUCCAAAAUUUCGAACAACAAAUACGACUACAUCAUUGUCGGAGGUGGCCUUGCGGGACUCACUGUUGCUAACCGACUAUCCGCUAACUCUGCGGUAAAGGUUCUCGUCAUCGAAGCUGGUAACGACGAACGUGCCAACCCUGAUGUCUACAACGUCGACAACUACGGCAAAGCGUUCGGCAAUGACUUGACGUUCAAAUUCAACACCGUUCCGCAAGUGGGCGGUCGCACGAAAGCCCCCUUGGGUGGCCGUACUCUCGGUGGCAGCACAAGCAUCAACGGAGCUGCAUGGAAUCGUGCUUCUCGCGCCCAAUACGACGCACUUGGAGCGCUGAUCAACUCUGCCGAUGCAGGCUGGAACUGGAAUGGGCUGUUGGGUUAUAUGAAGAAGAGUGAAAACUUUGUCGCGCCCAACCAAGACCAGAGAAAUCUCGGUGCGAAAUGGGACCCUAGCGUUCACGGUACCAGCGGACCGCUCGAGAUCGGCUUUACCCAGAUCCGCAACAACAACCGCAGGAGCACAACCAACGUCGGUGGCGCCUCACAACAGUGGAAACGUAUGUUUACCGGUCCUCAGCAACCCGCUUUCAUCAAAGCGGUCGGCGAAACGCUCGGCGUGCAACAGGUCGAUGAUCAAUGUUCCGGUCAGGCCAACUCGGUCGCCUUUACGCCCAACUCGAUCGGCGUCAAUGGUCAGCGAACCUCUGCUGCUUCUGCCUACUAUACGCCCGUGCAGAACAGGGACAACCUCACUAUCCUCACCGGUACCAUGGCGAAGAAUUUGCUCUGGGACGCAGCAACAUCCAGCAACUUGCUUCGCAGUUCCGGAGUGGUGGUGCAGCAAGGCCGUAACGGCAAUCAGAUUCGAUUGGUAGCCAACAAAGAAGUCAUCCUGGCUGCCGGCGCGCUCAAUACUCCCGUCUUGCUGCAGCGCUCGGGCGUAGGUGCCAAAACCGACCUCAACUCAAUCGGUGUCGAUCAGAGGAUCGAGCUUGCCGGUGUAGGCAAGAACUUGCAGGAUCAGACCAUGACGACGAUCGGCUCGCGUGCCAAUGUCAACUACGCCGGUGGGGGACCUUCAGCCACUAUUGCGAUGCCCAACAUUCAACAGAUCAUGUCCAACUCGACCGCCGUUCGCAGCUACAUCACAUCCAACCUUGACGGCUGGGCCAACCAGCUUCUGUCACAAGGACAUGUUGCAUCCAAGGAAGGUGUGUUGGCACAGUGGCGUUCGGCCAUCUCGUUGAUCUUUGAUCAAAAGGCACCAGUCGUGGAGCUGUUCUUCGAUACUGGCUUCCCAGCCAACUCGUAUGGAAUCGACAUUUGGACUCUCCUUCCCUUCUCACGUGGCUCGAUCCGAGCUACCUCGCAGAACCCAUACGAUGGCGCCCGAAUCGACCCCAACUACUUUGGCCUUCCCAUCGACAUGGAUAUGCAAGUGGCCUCGCUACGAGCUUCUCGUCGAGUGCUGCAGAACAGCAACCUCAGAUCUCUCACCUACAAUGGCGAAACCACGCCUGGAUUCUCGCUCAUUCCAGACGGACCCAAUUCGGGCAGAUACAGCAGGUGGCGCGAUUGGAUCCUCGGCACCCUGCCAAAUGGCGGAAGCGGAUUUGCGGCGGUCAGCCACCAACUGGGAACCGCCGCCAUGGGAAGCAGAUCCCUGGGCGCCGUGGUGGAUGCCAAGUUCAAGGUGUACGGCACUUCCAACGUACGAGUGGUAGAUGCGAGCGUGUUGCCAGUACAGAUCUCGGCCCACCUAAGCUCAACGCUCUACGGUGUUGCCGAGAAGGCGGCCGACACCAUUCUCGCCAGGUGA